Messenger RNA from Tribolium castaneum (red flour beetle), 2146 nucleotides. It is a transcript of the gene Proc-R, whose product is annotated as Proctolin receptor. The coding region runs from base 368 to 1864 and encodes 498 amino acids. The record is from RefSeq and is a predicted model, not a curated record. Gene Ontology annotation, molecular function: G protein-coupled peptide receptor activity. Lineage: Eukaryota; Metazoa; Arthropoda; Insecta; Coleoptera; Tenebrionidae. Gene Ontology annotation, biological process: G protein-coupled receptor signaling pathway. Gene Ontology annotation, cellular component: membrane. The transcript is spliced from 8 exons.
CUGUACUAAUGAGUUUGGAAUAGGAAAUCACCAGAGGUAGUCCAAUAAUAAUUCAGCAUUGGGCUAAAUUUAAAUUGUCUCUGACUGUCCAAGUUACAGCAUGCUGUUCCUUCAGUUGUGUCUCGGAACUUGUGAGCUUAUGACUCCCUAAGCUGUGAUAGUGGCCGUAACAAUGACACCUCGUCAAUUGUGACUCGAACGUGCCCAGUGUUUGACUUGAUUUAAACUGUAUCUAUUCAAAAUGUGCGCUGCGGAAGUUCCAGUGAAAAAAAUGUGAAGAAUCAGAUAAGAGCGAUGGUACGCAAAUCAGAGAUGUUUCCUCAGUUGAAAAGUUUCGGUGUUUUAAUGAAAGAGCAAUAAGCGUAAAAUGGAUGAAAGCGAGGACCCCUCUGUGCUGUUCCUAAAAUCCACCAGAUUUUGGAUUCAGCGGGUGUUUGUGCCCAUUGUGGUCUGCAUAGGAGUUGGGGGAAACACCGUGACCGUCAUGGUGCUCACAAGGAAACGUAUGAGGUGCUCGACGAAUAUCUACCUUACUGCUCUUGCAGUUGCUGACAUUAUUUAUUUAUUAUUCGUCUUCGUGCUGUCAUUCUCGGUCUAUGACAACAUCAACGACCGAAAGUAUGAACUUUUUUGGAGGUUUUUCGGAUUGACUCACUGGCUGUGUGACGCUGCAAGUAACGCAUCAGUAUGGUUGACGGUAUCUUUCACUUUGGAACGGUACAUAGCAGUUUGCCAUCCAAUUAAGGGUAAAGUGCUGUGCACCGAGAACCGCGCAAAAAUCAUCAUAACAGGAAUCGCGAUCUUCUGCAUUCUGUCCACGCUGUCGACGACGUUCGAGUACGAGCUGGCGAUGAAGGAAAAGUGCGUCCGCAACUGCACGCAGGAAGAGCUGAAGAACAGGCAACACGUCCCCGGUAAAUGCUUCCAAAAUGUCACCUUCCAUCAUCUGCCGAAUCAUAACAUAGUCGUGAGCAACCUCCAGAGCCACGAAAGUGAUGAUUCGAACGAAAAGCUAAUUAGAGAGAUCUACACUAGUUUAGAACCAGCCAUCAACAAACUGCUCCCUGUCAAUUGCACGUCUCAUCCUCAUAUCAUCUACGUCCCAGUCCAAAUGUUUAACAAAACCACUCCCAAAAAAAUUAAUACUAAUCUUAUAGACGGAAGCGUUCGUAAUAACAGUGAAGUGUCAAAGGACCGGACUGACCAUGCCCAUUUAGUGCCCACGGGUAAAUUGAUAACAAAUGACACUUCCGACAAUGACACCUGUUGUUUGAAGAAAUUCACGGUUAGCACGGUGCUGACCAAUCUAGGCAAGAACAAGAAUUACAAGAUUUUUAUUUCGUGGUUUCCUGCAUUGUGCUUCGCUCUUAUUCCCUUGAUUCUCAUCGCCACUUUCAACUGCUUUCUGGUACACGCUGUAUACAAGUCUCAGAGCCGCAGGAGGAAAAUGACCAACUCACAGGAAACCGUUUCGAUGUCGAAUGAAAACCGCAUAACGGUCAUGUUAAUUGGCGUAGUGUUUCUAUUUUUAAUCUGCCAAACGCCGACUGCUUCCUUCCUGAUCUACAGCAACUUCUACGAAGCGGAAGACUUGGCCACGGAGAACAUCCACCGUGCUUUAGGCAACAUUUUUAACUUUCUCGUAAACAUAAAUGCGGCCACGAAUUUCAUUAUGUACUGCAUUUUGUCGAAAAAGUACAGAACCACAUUUAGAACCUUGUUCUGUGGCCGCAGAAAAAACAGACAAGACACGUUAAUCUUAACAGACACUAGAACGAGAUACUCUUCUUUUAACAAUGGUUUGAGAAGGAACGUUUCCGAAUAUCACACUCCAAGAAAUUUGGAGUACGCACCCACGUACUGAUCAGUUUAAUAAACAAGCUCGAACCAUUUCUGGUCUCGGAGUCAUUAUUUACGAGAAAUGAUUGUGAAACACUUAAGGAUUUGAUUACAAAACGUACAAAAAUGCAUUACGGUUGAUAUUUUGUGGAAAUGUUUGAAUUAACUAAUCCAAAUAUGGAAUGAUCGGAUGCUACUUUCAAAAAUGACUUGCUUAUCUGCUUUCUCGGCGUCAAUUUGCAUAUCAAAGGGACGAUAUUAAACUUUUGGGUAAUCGCAAAAAUAUUUAAAAUUGCUGCCGACAAGU